CCCAAGGAGAGCAGCCCUUUCAUCAACAGCACGGACCUGGAGAAGGGCAAGGAGUACGAUGGCAAGAACAUGGCCCUCUUCGAGGAGGAGAUGGACACCAGCCCCAUGGUCUCGUCCCUGCUGAGCGGGCUGGCCAACUACACCAACCUGCCACAAGGCAGCCGGGAGCACGAGGAGGCUGAGAACAAUGAUGGGGGCAAGAAGAAGCCGGUGCAGGCCCCGCGGAUGGGCACCUUCAUGGGUGUCUACCUGCCCUGUCUCCAGAACAUCUUUGGUGUCAUUCUCUUCCUGCGCCUCACCUGGGUGGUGGGGAUCGCUGGCAUCAUGGAGUCCUUCUGCAUGGUCUUCCUCUGCUGCUCCUGUACAAUGCUGACGGCCAUUUCCAUGAGCGCGAUUGCCACCAACGGCGUGGUGCCAG
Molecule: messenger RNA, 418 nt
Organism: Merops nubicus (carmine bee-eater)
Lineage: Eukaryota; Metazoa; Chordata; Aves; Coraciiformes; Meropidae
Product: solute carrier family 12 member 5-like
Exons: 4
Biological process (GO): chemical synaptic transmission; potassium ion import across plasma membrane; chloride ion homeostasis
Cellular component (GO): membrane
Molecular function (GO): potassium:chloride symporter activity
Source: RefSeq, a predicted model, not a curated record